GAUUCAGUUGUACGUUUAGCUCGGAACCUUCUGCAUCGUCGUGAGCGAUUUGCAGAGAGCGUUUGCUCGUGACACGAAUCGAGUUGUAUGUAUCUUCCUCUUUCAAAGCGAUGGGGAGCCAAAUUGUGACUCUGGAAGGAUAGAUACCUAGAUGAUUCUCUGAAAAGGGUCAAGUGUGUGCAAAUAAAAGGAAAACUAUUUCGAUAUCACGGCACGGUCGUUUCCAGUAAUAAAAAUCAAAUAAACAGGUACAUUGCAGAAGAAAUCCCGUGAAUGUGAACGACUUGUGUGAAUUUCUUGACAUCCACACGUCUAGUUUUCCCAAACAGGAUACUGAUGCUGUGAAUACAUACGUAUGUACGUCGGAUAUUGGAGACAAAAGUGCAGGAUGUGACGUUUUCAAAUCACAACUUUAUGGUAUUCACUGAAAACUGAGGGAUUUUUUUCCUACCGAUGAUUCUAAAAUUAGUUACAGAAGACUGUAGACAUAUUUUUCCCGAGUUCCAAUCUGUACGGACGUGAAGACUGAUGUGAUGAAAGAAAAUUUACCACGGUUGUUGUAACAGACUAUGCUCUAGGACUGGAAGUGAAGAGAAGAAAAUUCAAACACUACAAGUGUAAAGCUCAUCUUUAAUGGAAAUUUUGACUCGGAUCGCCGGUGGGUUUGCUGGCCUGUGGAGAAGCCGUAGACGAUCGCAUCACCAUGAGCACUUUGAAGAAACCACUCAGAACAACACAAAUCCAUCGGAUCUCACCGCGCACGAAGUUUCCAAAUAUCUGAAGAACAAUGCGGACUUCCUUGAUACAUUCAUCAUGGAUGAGAUCCAGUUGGAGCAACUCGAGAGAUGGAUGAUAAGAAAAACUCAACGGUUGCGUAAAGCACCGCAGGCAACCGGGAAGAAUGGUCGAAAAACUAGCUUGAGUCGCUGGAAGUUUUGCGUACACGCCGACAAGCGGCAGAUGCUGCAGGAUCUCAUCCACUCGCUGCAGCUUCGACCAACGAAAAUGCACGUUCUGUGGGAACUGGCAUCCUGCAUUUGUUCAGCGGUCAACGCUGACGGUUUUAGGUUGUAUCUCACGGAUACAAUGGACAAAGAUUCGCUACACCUGUGUCUGAGCAACAGCUUCAUUGAUGAAAAUGGCGAUCCGAAACCAUUGAAAAUUAAAUCCGACGCAGCAAUACCAAACUAUGUUGCAAAGUCCAGGGAGCCUAUUCGAUUCUCCAAAGGCGACAUCGACCAGCGAUUUCCGGAAAAUGUGCUUCAGAAGAGUGAAAUGGCCCAUGUGAUGUGUCAACCUAUUGUUUAUCCGGACGGAUCCCUGGUAGCAGUUUUGGAGCUUUGGCGCCGUGAUUGCGGAUCCCCCUUCUACGAGGAGGAUGAAGAAAUUGGCUGCAGCUACCUGGUUUGGGGUGGAAUAGCUAUUCACUACGCACACCUUAAUUUGGUCGGACUGAAGCAACGGAAAUUGAAUGAAUUUUUACUAGCGGUCGUGAAGUCUAUAUUUCAAGAUAUGGUUAGCAUGGACAUGUUGGUCUCCAAGAUUAUGAAUUUCGCACAACGACUUGUAGAUGCAGAUCGAGCAUCGCUAUUUCUUGUAGAUUCGAGAAGCAAAGAACUAUACGCAACAAUUUUCGAUGUAGGUUGUGACGAUAAGGAAAACAAAAGUGAUAAUGAAAGUGAACAAUUUAAAGCGCCCAAGGAAAUAAGGUUCCCUAUGGGGACAGGUAUUGCCGGCCAAGUAGCAAUGACAGGAGAAGUUCUGAACAUUGUAGAUGCUUACGCGGAUGCUCGAUUCAACCGGUCGAUAGACCAGCUUACCGGAUACAAAACGGAAACCAUCCUAUGCAUGCCGAUAUUCAUCAGGGGUAACGUUAUUGGAGUUGUACAGAUGGUGAACAAACGAACAGGAUAUUUCAACAAGGAAGACGAAGAAGCUUUCGAAAUGUUUGCUAUAUAUUGUGGACUGGCUUUACACCACGCCAAGCUGUACGAUAAAAUUCGACGUUCGGAGCAGAAGUAUCGCGUAGCCCUCGAAGUGCUCAGUUAUCACAACACCUGCACUGAACAGGAAGUUGAUCGAUGUCUUUCAGUUGGAAUACCUCAAAAUGUUCCUGGUAUUGACAAAUACGACUUCAGCCCGUUCAAUAUUGAUGAUUUCGAAAAGGUCAUCUACAGUGUCUAUAUGUUCAAAGAUCUGUUCGGCUACGGAAGAUUUGAUAGAAAUUGUCUGAUACGAUUUACCCUGACUGUAAAGAAAAACUACAGACGUGUACCGUAUCAUAAUUGGACCCAUGGAUUUUCAGUUGCGAACACGAUGUAUAGUAUUAUAAAAAACUGCAGCUCAGUUUUUCGACCCAAUGAGUGUCUCGCUUUAUUCAUCGGAUCGUUGUGCCACGACCUAGAUCACCGAGGAAAAAAUAAUAAAUUUAUGUUGGACACUGAGGCCCCACUAGCUGCCAUCUACAGCACAUCUACAAUGGAGCACCAUCAUUUCAAUCAAACUGUAACCAUUCUUCAGCAGGAAGGGCAUAACAUAUUUAGUAAAUUGAACAGCAACGAAUAUAAACAGGUUCUGAGUCUUAUCAAACAUUGCAUAUUGGCUACCGACUUGGCAUUGUUCUUCCCCAAUAAACAAAAACUGAAUGCACUGGUCGAUGAGGAAAAAUUCUCGUGGACCAUCACUGAACAUCGAAUGUUGAUACAAGCUAUAGCGAUGACUGGGGCCGAUCUGUCUGCUUCGGCCAAACCAUGGGAAAUACAAACGGAAACUGUGAAGGUUAUAUUUGCCGAGUUUUACGAUCAAGGAGACGAGGAAAAGAAGGCAGGACGAAAGCCGAUACCGAUGAUGGACCGAGAUCAACCAGAACAGCAAGCAACAUCCCAACUGGGCUUUCUCAGUGAAAUAUGUAUUCCAUGCUACAGGUUACUGAACCGCCUGAUUCCGGAAACUGAACCAAUGCUUAAUAUGUGUAACGAAAAUUUAGAUAAAUGGAACAAGAUUGCUGAAGAGAAUAAAAAGAAUAAGGGUUAGUGUUCACAUUGCGCAUUGAAUCAAGUUUUCAUUUAACUCAACAACAGAAGAAGUUUAAUAUAAUAAAACAUCCCACAUAUUUGAUUAUUUUGUUCAGCAUUGAAAGUGUUAAGACUGUAGAAGACGAUUUAUCGGUGUUGUGAAACGCAAAGCGUGCAUUGAUGUUCAUAAAUAAUAAUCCCAGAGCGUUGAAUAUCUGAAAUGUAUGUAUAUAUGUAUGUAUGAAUAUACCAGUGAACAUCAGAGUUCACCGUCAAUUAAUCACCGAAUAAAUUUUAUUUUGGGUCUUUUUUAUUCAACUGCAAACAGUAUUCAUGAGCUAAAGUGACCUUCAAUGUUUACUAUUUAUAUAAAUAUAUACCAAAAAUAAAUGUUAGCAAUAUUUGUACUGUAAUGUUUUA
This is a messenger RNA of Uranotaenia lowii, 3434 nucleotides long. RefSeq names its product probable 3',5'-cyclic phosphodiesterase pde-5. The record is from RefSeq and is a predicted model, not a curated record. Lineage: Eukaryota; Metazoa; Arthropoda; Insecta; Diptera; Culicidae. Bases 634 to 3033 code for a protein of 799 amino acids. Gene Ontology annotation, molecular function: 3',5'-cGMP-stimulated cyclic-nucleotide phosphodiesterase activity; protein binding. Gene Ontology annotation, biological process: signal transduction; negative regulation of receptor guanylyl cyclase signaling pathway. The transcript is spliced from 8 exons.